AUGGAAGAAGGUAUGGAGGUGGAGAUAGAUCCAGUAUUCGAGGUGAGAGAGAUCGAUCUUGACUACGAGUUUGAUGCGGCUCGGUUCUUUGAUUUCACGCGCGAGGAGUCGCCGGAAGAGGCCGGAGAAGCUGAACUUUGGUUCGAUUCGGUGCCAACUCAUCCUCCUUCUCCUUUUGUGACAAGGUUGGUAAUAAGAGAGGAAAGUCUCCUGGAAAAUGUGACUACGUCUCCAAAAUGUGAUGAAGAUACUAGUACACUACAUGAAAGUGAUCCCGAAAAUGUCAUUGCCUCGGAAUUUUCAGCUGUGAGUACCAUCAACAGAGGAAAUGAAGGAGCUAACAGAGGGAUCUCCACCAAUAUACAGAAAAUUUUACGAAAUGCUCUGAAUCAGACAUUUCAAUUAACUACAGGUGACCAAGACACUUUUGCAAAGUGGUCUUCAGGCUUGACAACUUACAAUCACUUGCCCAGUGAUAAGUUAAAAGCUAAAUCUAAGAUUCCUACAUGCAGAUUUCAGAAGCUACAGGUGCUAAACAGUAACAGAAGCCUAGGAAAUUCUUCUGUGGGGGGAAGCCAAGCUGCCAAGAGGCAGAAGCUGGAGGGAGGUCUCUUGCGUAAGGUUGAUGAGGUGAAGCAGCAAACCACUUUGGUCCACAAGGCACCUAAAAAAGAAGGUAAUAAAAAUAGAAAUGCCUCCAAUACCAAGCUGAGGCUUACCAUUCCAAGGGAACCUGAACUUGAAACUGCACACAGGGCUCAACGAUUACGGCCUAAGAAUAGUUCAGAAGAAGAGUUUGUUACAUCUGCCACACAUAGAUUCAAAGCACGCCCAUUGAAUAGAAAUAUUCUCGAGGGUCCUUCAUUGCCUGUUCCAAAAAAGAGUGUUCCAAAGUUGCCUGAGUUUCAAGAAUUUCACCUGAAGACAUUGGAAAGGGCUGUGCAACUCUCAUCAGCUGUAUCCUCCUCAAUCCAUACAAAUGCUGCUAAGGGGUUUGAGAAACCUUGUACAAUUUCUGAUAAUGGCAAUGGAACUAGAGAAGCCAGAAGACCAAGUGUCAUGGAUGCCACUAGCCACGAUGUUUGUGACACAAAGUACAACUUCAAAGCUCGUCCUUUAAAUAGGAAGAUAUUUUCCAGUAAAGGUGAUAUUGGUGUUUUUCGAAAUAUCAAGACGGAAACACAGUGCCGAUGGAAUUUAAUCUCCAAACCGAGAAGAGGGUUCUGCAAAAUCCACCUGUCAAACUCUUUAGCAAGGGCUCAAAAGAAAAUAGAUUCACUUCUUUCCGACCUGAAAACGAGUUAUAGAGUUUCGAGGAUGAUUAAACCUACACAGAUUAUACAGGAGGUGGGGGCAUCUGCUAAAAGUGAAGGUCGUGUUUGCUGA
This is a messenger RNA of Hibiscus syriacus, 1386 nucleotides long. RefSeq names its product protein TPX2-like. Gene Ontology annotation, biological process: mitotic spindle assembly; regulation of mitotic spindle organization; activation of protein kinase activity. Bases 1 to 1386 code for a protein of 461 amino acids. The transcript has 17 exons. Gene Ontology annotation, cellular component: mitotic spindle; nuclear microtubule. Lineage: Eukaryota; Viridiplantae; Streptophyta; Magnoliopsida; Malvales; Malvaceae. Gene Ontology annotation, molecular function: protein kinase activator activity; microtubule binding. The record is from RefSeq and is a predicted model, not a curated record.